Etheostoma cragini (Arkansas darter) is the source of this 2832-nucleotide messenger RNA. Its product is annotated as 1-phosphatidylinositol 4,5-bisphosphate phosphodiesterase delta-3-A-like. Gene Ontology annotation, biological process: intracellular signal transduction; lipid metabolic process. Lineage: Eukaryota; Metazoa; Chordata; Actinopteri; Perciformes; Percidae. The record is from RefSeq and is a predicted model, not a curated record. The transcript has 16 exons. Bases 203 to 2572 code for a protein of 789 amino acids. Gene Ontology annotation, molecular function: phosphatidylinositol-4,5-bisphosphate phospholipase C activity; calcium ion binding.
CUCCUCCAGGAUAAAAGCAUGAGCCGCAUGCUGCGGAGAAGGAGCGCCGCGCCUCGCAGCCAGCCUCCCCGUGUUUUCCUCCAGGAUCUAGACUAGACUGUUUCGCCUUCCUCUAGCCCAGGAUCCGGACUCGGGAGAAGCCCAGAAACGGGGAGAGGGGGGGGGGGAGCCAGAGCGAGAUAUAUCGCAGCUUCCUUGUGUUAUGUUGGGCAACAGAAAGAAAGCCGCGGCGGCGAAGAAUGGAGCCGGGACGUCCGAGUCCAAGGCCAUCGAUCCCCUCAGGAAUCUGGCAGUGCAAGAGGAUGAAGAUGUGAAGCGGAUGUUGCAGGGCUCCAGUAUGGUCAAGGUCCGCUCGCCUCGCUGGCAGAAGAGACGAACUCUGAAGCUGAUGGGAGACGGUGUCACAGUGUGGUGUCAGUCCCACAAAACCUCCAGCUGGGCCAAGGAGCAACAAUCCUUCUCUGUCAUGGAAGUGGAGUGUGUUCGGGAGGGGUGCCAGUCAGAGACGCUGCGGCAGAUGGUCGGCUCAGUACCCGAGCAACGGUGUUUGACGGUGGUCUUCAAAGGUCCUCGCAAGAGCCUGGAUCUCCUCUGCCAGAGCCAGGAGGAGGCUCAGCAUUGGGCCCGCGGCAUCCGAACCCUGCAGGAACGGGUGGAAAACAUGACCCAGAAGGAGAAACUGGACCACUGGAUUCAUGCUUACCUGAGUCGGGCCGACCAGAACCACGAUGAUAAGAUGAGUUAUGACGAAGUCCAGACACUGCUGCAGAUGAUCAACAUUGACCUGAAUGAGCAGUACGCCCGUAGCCUCUUCCAGAAAUGUGACCAGUCAGCCGACGGCCGUCUGGACCACGGAGAGAUCGAAGUGUUCUGCAGGGAGUUGUUACGGAGACCAGAGCUGGAUGCUGUGUUUAUCCGCUACUCUGCCAAUGGCUGUGUACUUUCCACUGUGGACCUGAGGGAAUUCUUGAAGGACCAAGGGGAGGACGCUUCAGUCACCCACGCCCAAAGCCUGAUCCUCACCUAUGAACUUAACGAGUGGGCCCAGAAGAACCAGUUCAUGACCCCCAAUGGUUUCACCAUGUACAUGCUGUCUAAGGAGAACUGUGUGUUGAACCCGGAACAUGCUAGGGUUUACCAAGACAUGAAGCACCCACUGGCACACUACUUCAUCUCCUCCUCCCACAACACCUACCUCACUAAGGACCAGCUGACUGGGGCCAGCAGCACAGAGCCAUACAUCCGAGCGCUGAAUCAUGGCUGCCGCUGUGUGGAGCUGGACUGUUGGGAUGGAGAUAAAGGAGAGCCAGUCAUCUAUCACGGUCACACACUCACCUCCAAAGUGCUCUUUGUCGAAGUCAUCGAGACGAUCAACGAAUAUGCUUUUAAAGCAUCUCCUUUCCCUCUGAUCCUGUCCCUGGAGAACCACUGCUCCGUGGAGCAGCAGACAGUGAUGGCGCGACACCUGCGAUCCAUCCUGGGAGACAAACUCCUCACCAAACCCCUCAAUGAUCUGGAUCCUAACAGCCUGCCUUCACCAGAGGAUCUUAAGGGUAAAAUCCUGGUGAAGGGGAAGAAAAUGCACGUGGUGGAGGAGUGCUCGUCCAGCUCUUCAGACCUCAGCUGCUCAGACGAGGAGGUCAGCAGCGCUGAAGGCAGACCCGGCAGUAAGAAAGAAGACCAGAAGCCAGGUGUGUCUAAGCUGAGUCCGGAGCUGUCAGCGCUGGUCGUCUACGCCCGCAGUGUUCCCUUUAAAAGCUUUGAACAAGCAGCCAAGGCCCCCGCAACUUACAUGUCCUCUUUCUCUGAAAGUGAAGCACUAAGACUUGUGAAGGACUCAGGGACGUAUUUUGUUCGUCAUAACACCCACCAGCUCAGCAGGAUUUACCCCUCAGGCCAGCGCCUCCAGUCCUCCAACUACAACCCUCAGGAGAUGUGGAACGGAGGCUGUCAAAUUGUUGCUUUGAAUUUUCAGACACCUGGUGAACAGAUGGACCUAAACGAAGGCAGGUUUAUGCAGAAUGGUCGCUGUGGGUACACGUUGAAGCCUCCCUUCAUGUGCCAGCCGGACACCACCUUCAACCCGGAGAACGUUGGUGGAGGUCCUGGUCACAGACCUGUCCUGCUCACUGUUCGGGUUAUUUCAGCUCAGCAGCUUCCUAAACCAGAAUGGGACAAACCCAGCUCGAUUGUGGACCCUCAUGUGUGGGUGGAGAUACAUGGUGUUCCCAUAGACAACUACAAGAAGAAAACUCAUCAUGUCGACAACAAUGGCUUUAACCCACGAUGGGACUGUAGCUUUAACUUUACCGUCCAUGUUCCUGACCUGGCUCUGGUUCGCUUCCUGGUGGAGGACCAUGACUAUACCUCAAGCAAUGACUUCCUAGGACAAUACACCCUGCCUUUUACAAGUCUUCGUACAGGAUAUCGUCAUGUCCGACUGCUCAAGAUGGAUGGCUCCAGCCUCUCGCCCUCCUCCCUCUUCAUCCAUCUUAAGGUCACCCAAUGUCAGAGCAGUCCCUCAAAAUCAUCAGCUAAGUCCCCGGCCAAGUCUCCAGCCAAAAACCCCUAACCCCGUCUCUACCCCAUAGCAUCAUGAAGCAUGAAGGCCACCAUGGGAUGGAGAUGCCUGGACAUACUCUGUCUGCACGGAUCCAGGCCAAAAAAAAAUCGAGGCCCUAAUUUAUAAAACGUAACGGUCAUAACCUUGACCUACAAAUGUUGCAGCUAUAUCCUCGACCUGUCUAUGUUUUACGGAGAAAAGGGAUUUUGUUGUUUUUAAUCACCUCAUUUAAAAGAGAUUUUUAGAGCAGAAACUUGAGCUUAAUGACA